Xenia sp. Carnegie-2017 is the source of this 1020-nucleotide messenger RNA. RefSeq names its product soma ferritin-like. The transcript has 8 exons. Gene Ontology annotation, molecular function: ferric iron binding; ferrous iron binding. Gene Ontology annotation, cellular component: cytoplasm. Gene Ontology annotation, biological process: iron ion transport; intracellular iron ion homeostasis. Bases 165 to 824 code for a protein of 219 amino acids. The record is from RefSeq and is a predicted model, not a curated record. Lineage: Eukaryota; Metazoa; Cnidaria; Anthozoa; Malacalcyonacea; Xeniidae.
UUGUCACAUAAUUCUUUAUGUGCAGGUUAUUAUGCAGAUUACAAUACAAAAUAUUUUCAAAUAGCUACUUGCAUUCUCAACGGCAGUGCUCUGUUAGAUUGCGAAAGAUUGGACUAGACUGAUCCACAAAAUCAUUUGUUUGUACUCGACUGAAACUCGUGAAGAUGUUUUCCAGACUGUUACUUUUUUCAUGUAUUACACUUCCAUUAAUAUCCGCAGUUGAUGAUAAAUGUUUUCCGCGUGAUUUGACCAGCAUCACUGCCAGUAAAACAUGGAAACAUACAGGCGAUAAAGGACAUGGACCACAGUUUGCAUCUACCUUGGAAGAGGGUAUCAACAAACAAAUAAACUUUGAACUCUCUGCACAUUACACCUACUUGUCUUUAUCGUAUCAUUUUGAUUCAUACAAAAUUUACAUGCCUGGAUUUAGUAAAUUUUUCAAGAAAAUGGCAGAAGAAGAGCACGAGCAUGCGCAAAUGUUUAUGAAAUAUCAAAACAAACGUGGAGGAAAGAUCCGUUUGAAUAGCAUUCCUGCGCCAUGUCAUGAUGGAAGUUGGGGUAAUGGUACCCACGCUAUGAAACGAGCUCUUCACUUGGAGAAAACAAUCUACGACAUGCUGCUUAAGCUUCAUAAAUUACAAGACGCUCAAGAAAGUGAUCCACAGUUCCAAGACUUCAUCGAAUCGAACUUUCUGGGCGAACAAGUGGACAGUAUUAAGCAAUUGGCAAACUACGUUCAUAUUCUCCAACGGCUUGACAGCUCCUUGGGUGAAUACGAAUUUGACAAAUGGACCCUUGGUGGUGGCAAGGAUAGCAUUUCUUAAAUUUCCUGAACAACAAAUAUAAGCAUUUAAUAACUAUCUACUGUAAUAAACUCAUAUACUUUGUAUUUCUUAUUUGAAUCAUUUUUGAAAUAAUAUAAUUAAAAUGGGUGUGUCUUUAUAUCAUCUUGUAUAAGCACUGCAGUUGCUUUAUCUUUAACCGUGUAUUGAUUUAUUUAAUAAAAAAGGAAAGCUAAAA